Messenger RNA from Hordeum vulgare subsp. vulgare (domesticated barley), 951 nucleotides. RefSeq names its product ADP-ribosylation factor 1-like. The coding region runs from base 172 to 723 and encodes 183 amino acids. Lineage: Eukaryota; Viridiplantae; Streptophyta; Magnoliopsida; Poales; Poaceae. Gene Ontology annotation, cellular component: cytoplasm. The transcript is spliced from 5 exons. Gene Ontology annotation, biological process: intracellular protein transport; vesicle-mediated transport. The record is from RefSeq and is a predicted model, not a curated record. Gene Ontology annotation, molecular function: GTP binding; GTPase activity.
CGUAGGACGCACGCUCUCCUCUUCUUCUCCAAAGGCAAGUAGGCAACCACACCUCCCUCUGCGCCUCCCUAACCUCUACUCGCUUGUGCUUUGGGCGAUUCAACCCGAGGAGAGAAGAGGAGAAGAGAGGGGAGGAGGCGGCGGUGGAGGAGAAGUUUGGUAGGGAGAUCGAUGGGGCUGUCGUUCGGGACGCUGUUCGGGGCGCUGUUCGCCAAGAAGGAGAUGCGGAUCCUGAUGGUCGGGCUCGACGCCGCCGGGAAGACCACCAUCCUGUACAAGCUCAAGCUCGGCGAGAUCGUCACCACCAUCCCCACCAUCGGGUUCAACGUGGAGACAGUAGAGUAUAAGAACAUCAGCUUCACUGUUUGGGAUGUCGGGGGCCAGGACAAGAUAAGGCCUUUGUGGAGGCACUACUUCCAGAACACUCAGGGCCUUAUCUUUGUUGUUGACAGCAACGACAGAGACCGUAUUGCUGAGGCAAGAGAUGAGCUCCACAGGAUGCUGAAUGAGGACGAGCUGCGCAAUGCUGUAUUGCUUGUUUUUGCUAACAAGCAAGAUCUUCCCAAUGCCAUGAAUGCUGCUGAAAUAACAGAUAAGCUUGGUCUACACUCUCUGCGUCAGCGACACUGGUAUAUCCAGAGUGCUUGCGCCACAAGUGGAGAGGGUCUGUAUGAAGGGCUGGACUGGCUCUCCAACAAUAUAGCCAGCAAGGUUUCUAUCUAACACUCAGGGCUGGAAUGGCAUUUUUUGGGUCAACUUUGCUCUGGUGUUUAUUUUUUGGGGUUCUAGUAGUUCAAGCCUUUCCCCGUGUUCAGCGUACUUGCAUUAUGACCUUGAUGUUCAGAAUAAAUGAUGCAUGACACUAACAAGUGCUAUUUUCUUAACUGGAUUGCAGUCCUGAAGGCAGAAGCAACUAGCGUCUGGACAAAUGACUGGAAUAUGUAGGCAUGU